AUGCUCCUCGUGUCGCGCGACGCGAGGGGACGCGAGAGCUCUGUGCGGGAGCUGACGCAGUGGCUGCCGCCGAACGAGCGCAAGUGGGCGACGGGUCUUUCUGCCCGUGACGACGAACAGGAGCGUCUGGUGGAGAUGGACGAGCAGCUCACGGAGUUUGUUGACUAUCAUGCGACGGAGAUGGAGAGCUUGGACGUCGAGCCGAGCCAGGACUUUGAUGGAGAUGAGGAAGCGUGUGACCUUGCGGAUCAGUCGUCUCAGUACAUGCAGUCGUGUUCGUGGGAAGACGUGACGGAUGUAAACGAGAUCCAGGAAGACGCGUCGGAAGUGUUUGACGACGUUAUUUAUGCCCCGCAGCGUACUCCAGUCCCGAAUGGGAGUAGCAGCACGUCGAUGUCCUGCAGACCGCACGAACGAAGGGCGUUUACCUGCCCUUCGUAUCUGGCGAAGGCCAAGGCCAUUCCCGAAGAGGACAAAGUUGUUGACCGACGUAGUGGAGACGGCAAAGGCUCGUUGAGCGAUGCGUGUUGCGCUGGUGAUGCGACAUUUACCAAAGCCACGAGCGGGUUCCCAACGAGCGGUGUUGCUUCUGUUGGCGGUCCUUCCUGGCAAGAUGGCUCUGACGACGCAACCACUGCCGUCCGAUUGAGCGGCAGCGGUACGAGGCCGGUCGUGGCGUCUGAGCCUCAAUGGGAACAGCGACGCUCGGUCAAGCGUGAUUGCUCUUUCCUCGAUAACUCUCGCAGCUGCUCCGUGAACGGGCGGCAGCUGCUCACGACAGCCACCGCGACGUCCGCCACGAUGGACGAGUCAUGCGGUGGCAGGGUGAUUGAGCUCAAGGACGGCUGUUUCGACUCGAGUGAGGGUUUCCAAGGAGGGGGUGCCGAGGCCCCUCGCAGCCAUUCGUCGUUUCAGACGGACGCGAUACCUGCUGCCUCGUCCUCCCUGCCUGGUGGUACAAGUUGGUCGAUGGGUUUCCAGCCGCGAUUGCCGCGAAAGCGACGAAGAGCUGAUCAACUGACGCUCGACCGCUUUUUCCAGCCGAGACCGUCGUCGACAAAGUGA
Messenger RNA from Hyaloperonospora brassicae, 1065 nucleotides. The record is from the annotation of a GenBank genome assembly. NCBI's taxonomy places the organism in Eukaryota, Oomycota, Peronosporomycetes, Peronosporales, Peronosporaceae.